Acaulospora colombiana is the source of this 143-nucleotide messenger RNA. NCBI's taxonomy places the organism in Eukaryota, Fungi, Glomeromycota, Glomeromycetes, Diversisporales, Acaulosporaceae. The record is from the annotation of a GenBank genome assembly.
AUGUCAAGUGUGUUUGGAACUGUAUGGUAUAAAGGUGUAACUUUUGACGUGCCGGGAUAUUCUGCUGGCAAGGCAUUCGGUAUUGUUUCGGGUAUAUCUGAUGAAGGAGAAUGGAGGCUUCCGGAAUUCUCAGGAGAAUCGAG